AUGAAUGCUAAAAAAAACAGCACUAAACGAAAAACGCUGCUCCCUCGGAAUGAUAAUAAACCGUUACUAAAUCAAAAAGUUAAAACUAAAUCGUCUACACUUAGAACGCCUAAUCAAAACGCUAAUGUCGCAAUUCUUGAAAACACGUGUAAUCAUAUUUCAAAUAUUGACCUUGACAAUGAGGUAAAACAAUGUUCAACCACAAACAAUAAUAAGGCAAAUGAAAAACAAGAUGGUUCUAAUCCAAUUUUGGAAUUAAAAGAAGAAUCUCAAAACCCGGAACUUCCAAAAAUGAGCAGCUUUAACACCAGAUAUCAGCUAAAUUCUAAAAACUAUGUUCAAGAACUUCAUAAAGCAUUGAUAAAAGAGUGUAACUAUAAUUUAUUAGAUUAUACCUCUUUAAACGCAUCAUUAGACUUUGAGACAUUGACCAGUGUCACUAGUCGGACGUUGAAUGCUAUAAAGGAUCAAAAAAUAUUUUCGGUAUUAGGAUAUUUUCCAACAAUUUCUCUAGAACUGAACAACCGUGGUUGGGUGGAAAAACGAGAUCCGUACAGACCACCAACAAAUUAUUCUCAUUAUUUAAAAUCACCACCAUAUAUGGUCAAUUGGAUCGAAUCGCCUCCACUGAUAUCGCCCAUUAAUGAAAAUGAAGCUAUCAUAGAGCGCCUGAGAAGCGCUCAAUCUUGGAGUAUUCUUAAAGAUAAAAAAUCGGAUUAUAUUUUCGUCACAAGAAAACGGUUGAUUAACUGGUCCAAUUUAAGUGAAUUGACAUCAGUCAGUCAGAUGACGAGACACGUGUUUUGUACUAAAAAUGGUUUGGCACAAUGUUUGGAAUCUUACAAAAAUGCGGUUACAAAUUUGAUGUUUCCGAGAUGUCAUUAUAUUCGAUCUGAAGCUGACAGUGAUGCGUUUGUGGAAGAUUACAUUACAACAGCGUUAGUAAGCACACUGAAGAUUAUUGUUAAAGCGAUUGAGAAUAAUAAAAAGAUUUUCACUGAAAAUGGCAAUAUCCCAUACACAAUUAUUGAUUUUGUGAAACGAUGUGUAUCAAAAUUUUUGAGUAUACAAAUGACUGGUAGUACAGAAGUAGACAUGUGGAUGUUUAAUAGUCAAAAAGAAGUAUGGAGCGAAUUUAUGAUUCAUUACACAAAACUGAUUAUCGAUAGUAAUGCCAAAUUUGAUCAUAAGUAUACAUAUGAAUUAGAACUAGAUGUUUAUGCAAAAUGUAAAUAUUUACUAGAAAACGUGAAAAACUAUUGUCCUCAACAUUAUAUAGAUGGGAUUACUAAUACAUGGAUUAUGAAACCUUCUUCAAACUGCUCUGGUCACGGCAUUAUGUUGUCUAGAGAUUUGCAUACAAUAAAACGAAAAAUUUCAGAAUCAGGUGUUUUGAGGAAUAAUUAUAUUUUACAAAAAUAUAUAGAAAGACCACUUUUGGUCUAUACAUGUAAAAUUGAUUUGAGACAAUGGUUUUUAGUGACCAAUAUGAGUCCAGUAGUUGUGUGGAUGUACAAAGAAGGUUACGUCCGAUUUUGUGCCAAUAGUUUCUCCAUGCAAAACAUGCAUGAAUCUAUUCAUCUCAGCAAUGUAAGACUGCAAAUGAAAUAUCGAAAAAUUAGGAAUCCACAAGUACCCGAUGAGUGCAUGUGGGAUUACAGAGAACUACAAGACCAUUUGAGAAAAAUUGGACAAGAAUAUGUAUGGGAUGAAUUAAUAUUUCCCGGAAUGGGCGAGAGUGUUUACGCAGUGUUGAAGGCUGCUACGGACACUUCGUUUUACCGCGACAAAACUUUUCAAUUAUUCGGAGCCGAUUUCCUAAUCACUGAAAACUUUAUUCCUUAUUUGAUCGAGAUCAAUUCAAUUCCCGGACUUAAUCCGUCGACCAGCACUAUCGCCAACUUGGCGCCUAUGCUCCUUAGCGAUAUCGUGAAAGUAACGGUGGAUUACGAGAAAAACUCGAACGCCGACACGGGGCUGUUUAUGAAAGUUGUGCCAGAAAAGUGGAAACCACCAGCUGUGGUUGGGGGUUUAGGUUCCGUCGCGGUCGCGGUAAACGGCGGAAAUUCAUGUAACUUGCCGCCGGUCACCAUGGAUCACGGUGCAAAUGUUAACAACUCGUCGGUGGCCGCGGCCUUUGAACCAGCACCGUUCACGACUGGAUACCACAACCAGUGGAUGGACAGUGUGAAUAAAAAGUUGGCGGCACUUCGGCUACGGAUCAACGACCGGAAGACGCCAGACGACAGUAGUGUUCUAUGCAGUAAGCCCCGCAAUACGUGA
Molecule: messenger RNA, 2283 nt
Organism: Myzus persicae (green peach aphid)
Lineage: Eukaryota; Metazoa; Arthropoda; Insecta; Hemiptera; Aphididae
Product: tubulin glycylase 3A-like
Exons: 10
Coding region: 1-2283 (760 amino acids)
Biological process (GO): protein polyglycylation; cilium assembly; cilium movement
Cellular component (GO): cilium
Molecular function (GO): protein-glycine ligase activity, initiating
Source: RefSeq, a predicted model, not a curated record